Orycteropus afer afer is the source of this 1152-nucleotide messenger RNA. It is a transcript of the gene ACKR2, whose product is annotated as atypical chemokine receptor 2. Gene Ontology annotation, cellular component: membrane. Gene Ontology annotation, biological process: G protein-coupled receptor signaling pathway; chemotaxis; immune response. Gene Ontology annotation, molecular function: chemokine receptor activity. NCBI's taxonomy places the organism in Eukaryota, Metazoa, Chordata, Mammalia, Tubulidentata, Orycteropodidae. The record is from RefSeq and is a predicted model, not a curated record.
AUGGCUACCACCACCUCACCUCUGUUACUCAUCACUGAGGACACCAGUUCUGAGAACAGCAGCUCCUUCUAUGACUAUGACUACUUGGAUGACCUGGCCUUCAUGCUCUGCAGGAAGGAUGCAGUGCUGUCUUUUGGCAAAAUCUUCUUACCAGUCUUCUACAGCCUGAUCUUUGUGUUGGGCCUAGGUGGUAACCUCCUCCUUCUUGUGGUCUUGCUCCGGUAUGUGCCUCGUAGGCGGAUGGCUCAGGUCUACCUGAUGAACUUGGCCAUCUCCAAUCUCCUGUUUGUGGUGACUCUGCCCUUCUGGGGCAUCUCUGUGGCCUGGCAUUGGGUCUUUGGAAAUUUCUUGUGCAAGAUGGUAAGCACCCUCUAUACCAUUAACUUCUACAGUGGCAUCUUCUUCAUUAGCUGCAUGAGCCUGGACAAGUACCUGGAAAUCGUGUAUGCUCAACGCCACCACAGGCUGAGGACAUGGGCCAAGAGCCUGAUCUUGUCUGCUGUGGUGUGGGGCGUGGCCCUAGCCAUCUCCAUCCCUGACAUGAUCUUUGUGCAGACGCAUGAAAACCCCAAGGGUAUGUGGAACUGCUACCCAGACUUCGGUGGGCAUGGGACUGUCUGGAAGCUCUUCCUCCGCUUCCAGCAGAACCUCCUGGGGUUUCUUCUUCCACUCCUUGCUAUGAUCUUCUUCUACUCCCGCAUUGGUUGUGUCCUGGUCAGGUUGAAGCCCCUGGGCCAGGGUCGGGCUCUUCGGAUGUCUGCAGCCCUGGUGGUAGCCUUCUUCAUGCUCUGGUUCCCAUACAACCUGACCUUGUUUCUGCACUCACUGCUGGACCUACAGGUCUUUGGGGACUGCAAAACCAGCCACCACCUGGAUUAUGCUCUGCAGGUGACUGAGAGCAUAGCCUUCCUUCACUGCUGCUUCACCCCCAUCCUCUAUGCCUUCUCUAGCCGCCGCUUCCGCCGGUACCUGAAGACUUUCCUGACCACUGUUCUUGGAUGGCACCUGGCACCUGGCACUGCCCAGAACUCACUGUCCAGCUGUUCUGAGAGCAGCAGGCUGACUGCCCAAGAGGAAAUGACAGGCAUGGAUGAACUGGGGAAGAGGCAAGCUGAGUGCUCCCCCAACAAGGGAGAUGUGGAAAAAAAUUAA